Molecule: messenger RNA, 960 nt
Organism: Oncorhynchus gorbuscha (pink salmon)
Lineage: Eukaryota; Metazoa; Chordata; Actinopteri; Salmoniformes; Salmonidae
Product: protein Hook homolog 3-like
Exons: 7
Biological process (GO): cytoplasmic microtubule organization; cytoskeleton-dependent intracellular transport
Cellular component (GO): cytoplasm; centrosome
Molecular function (GO): microtubule binding; dynein light intermediate chain binding
Source: RefSeq, a predicted model, not a curated record
CAAAAAAGGGUGGCAUCUUUUCCCCCCAGCUGGUUGGAAGAGGAUAGACCGGUGGAUGUUGUCUCAACGUGACUGUUUACUGAUAAAAUAACCUUUUAAUAUAUAUUCGACGCUGUAUGUGUUUCUAUACGUGAAAAAGAGACGGUGGGACCGUAUCUAAUCCCGUCGGGAAACCCGAGUAACGUUUUUCGUCGAAAUAAAUCCUCGUUUUGUUUUUAAUCCAGUUGAUCAGACGUGUUUGUUGAUUUCAUCUCGCCGAGACGACUGUCUAUAGUCAUUUUUUAUUUUAUUUAUUCUGAUAAAUAAGAGCGAUCUCUUGUGGAUUAAAUUGAACUACAAAAUACGAUGAGUACCUUGAACUCUGUGGAUCGAGUUGAACUGUGCGACAGCCUUUUAACAUGGAUCCAGACGUUUGGAUUGGAGGCACCAUGCAGGACGGUGGACGAUCUCACAAGUGGGAUCGUCAUGGCCCAGGCCCUACAGAAAAUAGACAUUGUGUAUUUCACUGACAACUGGAUCGGUAGGAUCAAGCCCGAGGUGGGAGAUAACUGGCGGCUAAAGAUCAGUAAUCUAAAGAAGGUGUUGAAAGGUAUACUGGACUACAACCAAGAGGUCCUUCAACAGCAGAUCAAUGACUUCACCCUGCCAGACAUCAACCUGAUAGGAGAACACUCAGACGCUGCAGAGCUGGGCAGGAUGCUGCAACUCAUACUAGGCUGUGCUGUCAACUGUGAGCAGAAACAAGAAUACAUCCAGACCAUAAUGAUGCUGGAGGAAUCUGUUCAACACGUUGUCAUGACAGCCAUUCAAGAGUUGAUGAGCAAAGAGUGCCCUGUAAUGGGAGGAAACGACUCGUACGCUGACAUCGAUAGACAGCUGAAGAAGACGGUGGAGGAUUUGAACGAGGCUCUAGCCACCAAGGAGGAGAUCGCACAGAGAUGUCACGAGCUGGACAUGCAG